GGGAGGCUGGGGGAGGGUAGCGGAGCCGGCGCCGCCGCCAUGUUGGGUCUGAAGCGGCUGCUGUAGGCGCCGACGGAGCGAGCGGGCGUGCGGAGCGGGCGACAGUGGCGUGGGAUCUGCCUCUCUGCGAGCAGCUGGGAGCGGCGGCGCCAUGAGCGGGGGCACCCCUUAUAUGGGCAGCAAGAUCAGCCUCAUCUCCAAGGCGGAGAUCCGCUACGAGGGCAUCCUCUACACCAUCGACACCGAAAACUCCACUGUAGCCCUUGCCAAAGUUCGAUCCUUUGGUACAGAAGACAGACCGACAGAUCGUCCAAUACCACCUCGAGAUGAAGUCUUUGAAUACAUUAUAUUCCGUGGGAGUGACAUUAAAGACCUUACUGUUUGUGAGCCACCAAAACCACAGUGUUCUUUGCCUCAAGACCCAGCUAUUGUUCAGUCCUCACUAGACUCAUCGACUUCUUCAUUCCAGUCCAUGGGUUCUUAUGGGCCUUUCGGCAGGAUGCCCACAUACAGUCAGUUCAGUCCAAGUUCCUUAGUUGGGCAGCAGUUUGGUGCUGUUGGUGUUGCUGGAAGCUCUUUGACAUCCUUUGGAACAGAAACAUCAAACAGUGGUACCUUACCCCAAAGUAGUGCGGUUGGUUCUGCCUUUACACAGGAUACAAGAUCUCUAAAAACACAGUUAUCUCAAGGUCGCUCAAGCCCUCAGUUAGACCCUUUGAGAAAAAGCCCAACCAUGGAACAAGCAGUGCAGACCGCCUCAGCCCACUUACCUGCUCCAGCAGCUGUUGGGAGAAGGAGUCCUGUAUCAACCAGGCCUUUGCCAUCUGCCAGCCAAAAGGCAGGAGAGAAUCAGGAGCACAGGCGAGCUGAAGUACACAAAGUUUCAAGGCCAGAAAAUGAGCAACUCAGAAAUGAUAACAAGAGACAAGUAGCUCCAGGUGCUCCUUCAGGUCCAAGGAGAGGGCGUGGGGGUCAUCGGGGUGGCAGGGGAAGAUUUGGUAUUCGGCGAGAUGGCCCAAUGAAAUUUGAGAAAGACUUUGACUUUGAAAGUGCAAAUGCACAAUUCAGCAAGGAAGAGAUUGACAGAGAGUUUCAUAAUAACUUAAAAGAAGAUAAACUUGAGAAACAGGAGAAGCCUGUAAAUAGUGAAGAUAAAGGAGACUCAGGAGUUGAUACCCAAAACAGUGAAGGAAAUGCCGAUGAAGAAGAUCCACCUGGACCUAAUUGCUAUUAUGACAAAACUAAAUCCUUCUUUGAUAAUAUUUCUUGUGAUGACAAUAGAGAACGGAGACCAACCUGGGCUGAAGAAAGAAGAUUAAAUGCUGAAACAUUUGGAAUCCCACUUCGUCCAAACCGUGGCCGUAGGGGAUACAGAGGCAGAGGAGGUCUUGGUUUCCGUGGUGGCAGAGGGCGUGGUGGUGGCAGAGGUGGUACCUUCACUGCUCCUCGAGGAUUUCGCGGUGGAUUCAGAGGAGGUCGUGGGGGCCGGGAGUUUGCAGAUUUUGAAUAUAGGAAAACCACAGCUUUUGGACCCUAAAAGGUCUGGAUUGAUCGUACUGCUUUCUGAAAGAAAGACAACAAAGUUGCUGCAUAGUCUACAAACAAGUCUCUGAAAAUAGGUGAAUUUCUAGCUCUUCAUGGUCCUGAACAUUGAUUUCAGUCUUUGCAAAGAAUGAAGAAGUGAAUUCGCUGUACAUUUGUCACCAGUACUGGGUUUUUGUUUUUUGUUUGUUUUUCCGCUUACUUUCAAAGAUAAAAUGCAGUUACUUUUGGGGGUGGAAGGCUCAUCUUAAAACAUGAGCAUUAAAUAUAUUUGGAAUAGCAGAACGUUAAGUAAUUUCUUAUGUAUAGUUAAACUAAAGCAGUACUUCAGUGGGACUUAACAAGUAUUUUUUCAUCACUGAAAGGUUUUUUUUUUAUCACUAAAUUGUAUUUGGCAAUUCCAAGUUGCCUGCAGAUAGGGCUGUGAUACUAAGGUUGUGUGUGUGUGUGCGUGUGUGUGUAUGUGUGUGUGUGUGUGUAUCUUUUUCCUCCUUUCUUUUGGGGAAUCCUGUAAUAUGAGGUAGCUUAUUUCGUCAAUUAAUUAGGGUGCUGGAUGGUAGAGAAUUUUGUCAGUCAACUAUGUACACACAGUAAAUACUGUUUCUUAGGCAAAGGUAACUUUUUUAUAUAGUUGUAAAAUUCCAUUAUAUUCCAUUGCCAAAGAAACAUUAAGAACUUUGUAUAGCUGUUUAAAAAGCAACUAAUUUUUUAAAGAAUAAACAUUUUAAAGUCCAAAAAAAACCCAAAAAAACCCCCAAAAAACCAGCUCCUGGAUUCAUUGAUUUUUUGAAGGGUUUUUCGUGUCUCUAUCUCCUUCAGUUCUGCUCUGCUCUUAGUUAUUUCUUGUCUUCUGCUAGCGUUUGAAUUUGUUUGCUCUUGCUUCUCUAGUUUUUUUUAUUGUGAUGUUAGGGUGUCGAUUUUAGAUCUUUCCUACUUCCUCCUGUGGGCAUUUAGUGCUAUAAAUUUCCCUCUACACACUGCUUUAAAUUGGCCCCAGAGAUUCUGGUACAUUGUGUCUUUGUUCUCAUUGGUUUCAAAGAACAUCUUUAUUUCUUCCUUCAUUUUGUUAUUCAACCAGUAGUCAUUCAGGUGCAGGAUAUUCAGUUACCAUGUAAUUGUGUGGUUUUCAGUGAGUUUCUUAAUCCUGAGUUCUAAUUUGAUUGCACUGUGGUCUGAGAGACAGUUUGUUGUGAUUUCUCUUCUUUUGCAUUUGCUGAGGAGUGUUUUACCUCCAAUUAUGUGGUCAAUUUUAGAAUAAGUGCAAUAUGGUGCUGAGAAGAAUGUAUAUUCUGUUGAUUUGGGGUGGAGAGUUCUGUAGAUGUCUAUUAGGUCGGCUUGGUCCAGAGCUAAGUUCAAGUCCUGGAUAUCCUUGUUAACCUUCUGUCUCCUUGAUCUGUCUAAUAUUGACAGUGGGGUGUUAA
Pan troglodytes (chimpanzee) is the source of this 2963-nucleotide messenger RNA. Its product is annotated as protein LSM14 homolog A-like. NCBI's taxonomy places the organism in Eukaryota, Metazoa, Chordata, Mammalia, Primates, Hominidae. The record is from RefSeq and is a predicted model, not a curated record. Gene Ontology annotation, cellular component: P-body. Gene Ontology annotation, molecular function: mRNA binding. Gene Ontology annotation, biological process: P-body assembly; cytoplasmic stress granule assembly.